Messenger RNA from Cynara cardunculus var. scolymus (artichoke), 4240 nucleotides. RefSeq names its product probable phospholipid-transporting ATPase 8. The coding region runs from base 541 to 4095 and encodes 1184 amino acids. Gene Ontology annotation, biological process: phospholipid translocation. Gene Ontology annotation, cellular component: plasma membrane. The transcript is spliced from 11 exons. The record is from RefSeq and is a predicted model, not a curated record. Gene Ontology annotation, molecular function: ATPase-coupled intramembrane lipid carrier activity; magnesium ion binding; ATP hydrolysis activity. NCBI's taxonomy places the organism in Eukaryota, Viridiplantae, Streptophyta, Magnoliopsida, Asterales, Asteraceae.
AUGAUAUCUACAUACAACAUUAACCUCUGAAUUAAUGGCGGAAGUAAGAGAUCUCUGCUACUUCUGACCAAAGUAAGGAAUUUUGUAUACUCUGUUUCCUUCUGGGUUGCUUUUUCUAGGGUUCUGAACCAUAACCAGCAGCUCAAUUUGGACUUGAAAAAGGUUCAAAUUCGAUUUUCUAAACUCGUCAAACGAGUAGUUUGUAUCGAUUCAUAACUUAAAAGUUGAAACUGAAAGCUUAGAUGCGAUUUCCGUUUUUGGAUGUGGAGUAUAUAGUCUGGAUCAGGUUAAGGUGGAUCUGUAUAUUUUGGUAUGAUUUCGGUGUUAAUUUGUUAACGUAAUGUUACUUAUUAGUUUCAGAUAUCUGUAAAUCUCUACAGUAUUCAUGAAUGUAUUUGCUGAUUUAUUGUAUAUUUGUUGAAAUUUAGUGUGUAUUCUUUUGGUGGGAAUGUGUGUAUUAGCUGUUUGAAAUUGGGAAUUUGAAAGGGGGGUCUAGAUUUUGGUUAAUUAGGGUUCUUAUUGGGGAUAUACAUUGGAAAGAUGGCGUUUGGUAGACACGAAAGGGUACAGUUUAGCAAAAUCUAUUCUCUAUCGUGUUUUCGGCCAUCAACAAGUGAAGAACAUGGCCAAAUCGGGCAAAGGGGUUACUCUAGAGUUGUUUAUUGCAAUGAUUUCGAUAAUCCAGAGGGAUUUCAGGUGAGAUAUCGGAGUAAUUAUGUGUCGACGACUAAGUAUACGGCGGUCAAUUUCAUUCCAAAAUCAUUGUUUGAGCAGUUUAGGAGGGUUGCAAAUAUUUACUUUCUAGUUGUAGCUUGUGUUUCAUUUAGUCCAUUGGCACCCUUUAGAGCUUCCAGUAUUCUUUUUCCUCUGCUGGUGGUGAUUGGGGCAACCAUGGCAAAGGAAGGUGUGGAAGAUUGGAGGCGUAGAAAGCAGGACAUAAAGGCCAACAAUCGAAAGAUCCAUGUUUACAAAGAUCGCUCAUUUUCACAAAGCAAAUGGAAAGAUUUGCGUGUUGGUGAUCUUGUUAAAGUCUACAAAGACGAAUAUUUUCCCGCGGAUCUUCUUCUCCUCUCGUCAAGCUACCCAGAUGGGAUUUGUUAUGUUGAAACCAUGAAUCUCGAUGGAGAAACUAAUUUGAAGUUAAAACAUGCAUUUGAUGUCACAACUUCUUUUCACGAUGACGACUCCUUUCACAAAUUUAAAGCAGUCGUUAAGUGUGAAGAUCCGAACGAAGAUCUUUACUCUUUUGUUGGGAGUUUGUGUUACAACAGUCAGCAACAUCCGCUUUCUCUUCAGCAGAUUUUGUUAAGAGAUUCAAAACUAAGAAACACCGAAUAUAUUUAUGGAGCGGUCAUUUUCACGGGCCAUGAUACUAAAGUCAUGCAGAAUGCCACCGAUCCUCCUUCUAAAAGAAGUAAGAUUGAAAGGAGAAUGGAUAAGAUAAUAUACAUCCUUUUCAGCACUUUGAUUUCGAUAUCUUUUAUCGGAUCCAUCUUUUUCGGGUUAAGAACUAAUCGGGACUUGAACCAUGGAAGUUAUGGAAGAUGGUAUCUUGAACCAAGCCGCACAACUGCUCUUUAUGAUCCCAAAAGACCCGUGCUAGCUGCGUUUUUGCAUUUCUUGACGGGACUUAUGUUGUAUGGCUAUUUAAUCCCGAUAUCAUUAUAUGUUUCCAUUGAAAUGGUGAAGGUGUUGCAGAGCAUAUUCAUAAAUCAAGAUCAGGAUAUGUACCAUGAAGAAACGAACCGGCCAGCGCGUGCUCGAACGUCGAAUUUGAACGAAGAACUCGGCCAGGUUGAUACGAUUCUUUCCGACAAAACUGGGACUUUAACAUGCAACUCGAUGGAGUUCGUUAAAUGCUCGAUAGCUGGUGUUGCAUAUGGUCGUGGGAUGACGGAGGUGGAAUUGGCUUUGGCACGGAGAAAGAACAUUGAACAGCCUGAUGUUGGUAAUACCUCCUCAAACAGUUCUGGCAGCCAUGGCGGCAUUGGGAACUCCGGCAAGUCGAUUAAAGGUUUCAACUUCAGGGAUGAGCGGAUUAUGGAUGGGGAAUGGGCUAAUGAACCUCAUUCAGAUAUCAUACAGAAAUUCUUUCGGGUUUUAGCCAUCUGCCAUACGGCCAUACCUGAUGUUGAUAAGCACACGGGUGAACUUUCAUAUGAAGCUGAAUCACCAGAUGAAGCUGCCUUUGUUAUAGCAGCGAGGGAACAUGGUUUCGAGUUCUUUGAAAGGACGCAAACAAGCAUCUCCUUGCAUGAAUGUGAGAGUGGCGUUAAGAUCGACAGAUCAUACGAGCUCCUUAACAUGAUAGAAUUCAGCAGUGCUCGCAAGAGGAUGUCGGUGAUCAUUAGAAAUGCGGAAAACCAGUUGUUAUUACUUUGCAAGGGUGCCGACAGUGUCAUGUUUGAAAGACUCUCGAAAGAUAGUCAACCAUAUGAAGAUCAAACAAAGAAUCAUAUCAACAAGUAUGCAGAAGCAGGUUUACGGACUUUGGUAAUUGCAUAUCGCCCUCUUGAUGAAAACGAGUAUAAGGCAUGGGAAAAAGAGUUCUUAAAAGCCAAAAAUUCCGUCUCGGUUGAUCGUGACGAUUUGGUAGACGCUGCUGCCGAGAAGAUCGAGCGGGACUUGAUUUUACUCGGUGCUACAGCCGUUGAGGACAAACUUCAAAAGGGGGUUCCUGAAUGCAUAGAGAAACUUUCACAUGCCGGGAUUAAGAUUUGGGUCUUAACCGGCGAUAAGAUGGAGACCGCGAUAAAUAUAGGGUAUGCUUGUAGUUUGCUUGUUCAGGGAAUGAAGCAAAUUGUGAUCACGUUAGAUUCUCCCGAUAUUAGUGCCUUAGAAAAGCUAAAUGAUCGGGAGGCCGUUGCCAAGGCAUCUAGGGAAAGCAUAGAGAAGCAAUUGAGAGAAGGAAGAUCACAACUUGAUCUAGCUAAAAGUAGCUCCGUCUUGUUUGCUUUGAUAAUUGACGGUCGAUCGUUAACUUUUGCUCUCGAGAAAAAUCUUGAAAACUCAUUUUUGGAAGUUGCGAUUGAUUGCUCAUCGGUCAUUUGCUGCCGCUCUUCCCCUAAACAAAAAGCUCUUGUUACUAAGAUGGUAAAGGAAGGAACAAGAAAGACGACACUAGCAAUCGGGGAUGGGGCAAAUGACGUUGGGAUGCUUCAAGAAGCUGAUAUUGGAGUAGGAAUUAGUGGUGCAGAAGGAAUGCAGGCUGUGAUGGCGAGUGAUUUUGCAAUAGCUCAAUUUCGUUUUCUUGAACGAUUGUUGUUGGUGCAUGGACAUUGGUGUUACAGGCGAAUAGCUAUGAUGAUAUGCUACUUCUUCUACAAAAACAUCGCUUUCGGGUUCACGCUUUUUUGGUUCGAAGCCCAUGCUUCCUUUUCUGGGCAACCGGCUUACAACGAUUGGUACAUGUCGUUUUACAAUGUUUUCUUCACUUCCCUUCCUGUUAUUGCUCUUGGUGUUUUCGAUCAGGAUGUCUCUGCACGGCUCUGUCUAAAGUACCCGUUACUGUACCAAGAAGGAGUGCAAAACAUUCUCUUCAACUGGCCAAGAAUUCUCGGGUGGAUGUUCAACGGACUUCUUAGCUCCAUGAUCAUCUUCUUCAUCUGCAAAAACUCGACAAUCCACCAGGCUUUCCGUGAAGACGGCCACGUCGUCGACUACGAAAUCCUUGGUGUCAUAAUGUACACGUGCGUAAUAUGGGCCGUCAAUUGCCAGAUGGCACUUUCAAUCAACUACUUCACUUGGAUUCAGCAUUUCUUCAUUUGGGGUAGUAUCUUCUUUUGGUACGUAUUUUUAGUCCUUUACGGGUACCUAAAGCCCGAAUGGUCCAAAACCGCUUAUCGGGUUUUUGUAGACGCAUGUGCUCCGAGCCCGUUUUAUUGGAUGACCACCUUUUUGGUGGUCGCGUCGACCCUUUUACCGUAUUUUCUUUAUCGGGCUUUUCAAACACGGUUUCACCCAAUGUAUCAUGACGAGAUUCAAAGGCGACGGUCGGAAGGGUGCGAGUCAACGGGCCCUGGUGAGUUGCCGGGCCGGGUAAAGGAUAAAAUGGACCAUUUGAGUGAGAGGAUGAAGCAUAGUUAUAGAGAGUAGGGUUGUGUUUUGGUUUGUUUAUUUGUGAAAUUACCAAUAUAGCCUUGCUAUGCAAGUUUUGAAUAGAAGGCUAUGUGUAACAUGUAAUGUAAAUUAUAGGGUAUAUAUUAUUAGUGUGUAAUUAAGGUGUUGCAUCUUUCACUAA